AGGAGUAGAGAUGGAUGGAAACACACAUUAUACAGAAUACACAGUGUGCUAGUGGUUUCCUUCCAAUAACAAUAAGCAAAAGUAAAAAAAUCAGAAGCAGAAAAAUGUUGAGCAGCAGCAGCAGCAGCUUGGAAGGGUCGUCGUCGGAUUUAUUUCAUUUGGAGCAGAUUCGGCGGCAUCUUCUAGAAGAUGACUUAGGGAAAGGGAGUACUCAUAAUAAUGUUGAGGAUGGAAUAAUCAGGUAUGAUAUUAGUAGGAGUGGAGCUGGUUGGGAGAUGAGUAAUAACAACAACAAUAUGGUGGAUCAAAUGUCUUCAAUUAUUAUUAGAGACAAUCCGGAGGAGAAGUCUCAGCCUCGGCCUCGAGGUUUGCAGUUCAGAGGAGUGAGGAGGAGGCCUUGGGGGAAGUACGCGGCAGAAAUCAGAGACCCGAGCAAAAAAGGAGCUCGAAUAUGGCUGGGAACUUACCACACCGCCCAAGACGCUGCUUUAGCUUACGAUCGAGCUGCUUUUCAGAUGCGAGGGGCCAAAGCAAAACUCAACUUCCCUCACAUCAUUUCUUCUAACAACUACUCAUGAGUCAAAACUCCAACUUCAACUUAUUCUACUCUCCAUAUUCCAUCUACCCUUUAAUUUCUCACCAGCCGGCCUUCACAAAUUAUAAUCUCCAUUUUCUAUCUCAGUCAUCUCCAACAUCACUCACCAAAUGACAUACUUAUCUUUAUCAAAAAACCACAUAGCUUUAACUUUCUCAUUUAAAAAAAAAAAAAACUAAUAGUAAUAAAUAUAAUUAUGCAAUGAAACUACCACUUAGAUAUAUAUAUGUAGCUAGAAUCCAAAAUUUGUAGUCUCUCCUAUUCACUACCCAAUAAAUUUCUGUCUACUUUUACAUUUUCUCUAAUGUAUAAUGUCUCGCAAUGUUAAUCAUCCAGUUCCGUAUUUCCUCCACAAUGAUACCUUGAGGGGAUUCAAGAAGACUAUUAGAGUGGAUGGUUUGAACCAACACUUGAGUGAGCAAUCUUUAAGUUAUGAAGAAGGGUCAUUAUGCUUCGGCUGAUAACACAUCAACCUCGCCAUGCAUCACCUUUAAAGGUAUUUGGGUCCACCAUUUUCCCAAGCGAAUUAUUGCCCUUUAAUGUUACGUUAGAGGUAUUUGGGUCGAGCUUCCUCCUGCUAUCAAUACUGAGAUCUCAAGUUGCAACUCUUUGGGCGAAUUAUUUGCUUAGUGAAGUUUGGUUCCAUCAAAUAAUUGUCUAACAAAUUUUCAUGUCUACUACUUUUACAUUUUCUCUCUACUAUAAUAGUUUCCAAUUAAAGCAAUCAUCUCAUGAUUUAAGAAAAUCAGUCAAUUUAUUCCUGA
Molecule: messenger RNA, 1359 nt
Organism: Cucumis sativus (cucumber)
Lineage: Eukaryota; Viridiplantae; Streptophyta; Magnoliopsida; Cucurbitales; Cucurbitaceae
Product: ethylene-responsive transcription factor 1
Exons: 1
Coding region: 15-578 (187 amino acids)
Biological process (GO): ethylene-activated signaling pathway; regulation of DNA-templated transcription
Molecular function (GO): DNA binding; DNA-binding transcription factor activity
Source: RefSeq, a predicted model, not a curated record